AUGCCAUUUGUGCGAAUGGCGUAUAAUACUCGCGGCUUCCUUUUGUCGGGGCUCGUGCUCCUAGGAAGCCUUCAAGCUGCUGAAGCGGGUGUUGUUAGGAAGUUUACUGAUGGAAACCCUACCGCGCAGGCGGGUCGCGAACGUGUUAGCAUCAAUGCGGGCUGGCGAUUUUCUCGAUUCGAGUCGAAUCCCGACUCCUUAUCGUACGACGUACUGAAGGAUUGGAUUCUUCCCACUGGCAACGACUUCAUCGUCAAUGGCGUCAAAUACAAUCGUCCGAGCGGAGUUGCUCCCGGUAGCAAUGUCACAUACGUCCAAGCAACGUUUGAUGACAGUGGCUGGGAGGAAGUGGAUGUUCCGCACGAUUGGGCUAUCAAGGGUCCUUUUCAUGCACCUAACAUCCCUAAUAGUAUGGGUGCAUUACCUAUUAACGGUGUAGGAUGGUACCGCCGCAAUUUGGCUAUCGAAUCGAGCAAUAGCGACAAAUCUAUAUUCUUGGACAUUGAUGGAGCUAUGUCCAACUCCGCUGUUUGGAUUAAUGGUCAACUGAUAGGUGGAUGGCCGUAUGGCUACAAUUCCUUCCGUCUAGAUCUUACUCCGUACGUAAAGACGGGAGAGAACCUCCUAGCUAUCCGGCUCGACAACCCGCUAAACUUCUCACGUUGGUAUCCCGGAGCUGGCUUGUAUCGAAAUGUUUGGUUGGUCAAGGUUGACCAGACUCAUUUCAGUCAACAUGGAUCUUACAUAACGACACCGGUGGUAUCUGCUGAGUCGGCUGAUGUGGAUCUAACCGUCGAGAUUGAGAACAAGAAAAACUCUAGUCGCCAGGUGGAGGUAAAGACCGAUGUUUACGUGUUCGAUACGAAGACCGGACGGGCAGGGGCGGAUGUGAUUGCAUCUUUCCCACAAGCGACUGCAGAAGUGGCCGCGACCAGCAAACAGGCUGUCAACGCCUCAGUUACGAUAGCGAACCCACAGCUCUGGGGACCUAGGCCAGACCAAGAACCUAAUCUUUAUGUCGCUGUUACGACACUUAUUGCAGAUGGGGCCGUUAUUGAUACCUACGAAACGCGUUUCGGUAUCCGAUCCAUAACAUACGAUGGCAACACAGGUAUUUCUGUCAAUGGAAAGCGUGUUUACAUCCAAGGGACCAACAACCAUCAUGAUCUCGGCUCUAUCGGAGCUGCCUUCCAUCUUAGAGCGGCAGAGAGACAAUUGGAAUUAUUGCAAGAAAUGGGUUGCAAUGCUCUUCGGAUGUCUCAUAAUCCACCAGCCCCUGAACUGCUUGAUCUAGCGGAUGAAUUUGGCUUCUUAGUCCUGGAUGAGAUAUUCGAUGUCUGGAAGCAGCAGAAGAUUUCGGAUGACUACCACGUCUAUUUCGACGAGUGGCACGAGCAGGAUCUCCGUACUUUCAUCCGGCGAGAUCGAAACCAUCCUUCUAUCAUGGCAUUCAGCAUCGGAAAUGAGAUCGUUGAGCAGACGACUUCUUCCGGUGGCGCAACUGCUCGAGAGCUCGUUGGUAUCGUGAGGGAAGAGGAUCCGGUACGGCACGUCAGUGCCGGAAUUAAUAAUGCUCAGGCAGGGAGCGAAUUCGCAGAUGCCCUCGACAUACCUGGCUUGAAUUACCAGGGCGAGGGUCGUGGCACGUCGUUCACCUCAGCGUACCCACCCUACCACGCAGCAUAUCCGGACAAGGUACUGUGGAGCACAGAGAGUUCCUCAGGGGUUAGUUCGCGCGGUACUUAUCUUUUCCCCGUGACGAGCGCCAAUAGUACCACGGUCGAGGACGGGGUAGGCGAGGAUUCUAAAACUUUAUUCGUGAGCGUUUACGAGCUCUACGCCGUCUCCUGGGGCUCGUCGCCGGACAAGGUGUUUGGGAUGCAGGAUAAAUUCCCCUAUGCCGCUGGCGAAUUCGUCUGGACCGGCUGGGAUUAUCUUGGCGAACCCACACCCUUCGACACCGAGGCUCGUAGCUCGUAUUUCGGCAUCAUCGACCUCGCUGGCUUUAAGAAGGACCGCUUCUUCUUAUAUCAGGCUCGCUGGCGUCCUGACCUGUAUGUGAACCAAUAUCUCCAUUCUUUGCCUAUGGCGCACAUCCUACCCCACUGGACCUGGCCCGACCGCGUCGGCGAGGUCACCCCAGUCCACGUAUUCUCCUCCGCCGACGAAGCCGAGCUAUUCGUCAACGGAAAGUCGGCCGGGAAGCUGCAAAGGGAACCGUCCAACUACCGCUUCCGCUGGGACAACGUGACCUACUCGCCAGGCGAGCUUCACGUCGUCACGUACAAGAACGGCAGCCAGUGGGCAGAGGAGACUGUGAAGACGGCCAGCGACGCCGCGAAGCUGACUCUCACGGCGGACCGCACUACCAUCCAGGGCGACGGCCGCGACCUGUCGUUCAUUACCGUCGCCGUCGUCGACGAGACCGGGACUACCGUCCCGGAGGCGAACAACGCAAUCACUUUCUCUAUCUCGGGCCCUGCGGAGAUCGUGUCUACUGAUAACGGCAACCCUGCCGACUUCACCGCGUUCCCGAGCUUAACGCGAAACGCGUUCAGCGGUCUCGCCCUCGCUGUCGUCCGCUCUUUGCCGGGGGCUUCGGGUGAGAUCACCGUUCGCGCUCAGGCGGAUGGACUUGAAGGCGCGGAGGUAGUUCUCGAGGCGCAGUGACAUUAAGUGGGGAAUGAAGCUUGUUAUAUAAUGCUACAUAGCAAGGUAUCUCGCCGUAGGCUGGGCUAAUAAAAGUGUAUAUCUUGGUUGUUGUUAUCAUUCAUCCUAGGUUUAUGGGUUUACUUCAUGGAUAAAUGCUUAUAAAGGAGCAACCGUUCCUCUCCUAGGUCAGAUCCUGUUGAUUAAAUAAACAAAAAAACUAGGCAGUCCCUUCGUAAACUCAAGGUAAACGACUGCUUAAUCUAGCUUGGUAAAUAAGGUCUGCAGGUUGCAGUAAGCCUUCAGGCCCUCUACACCAUACUGGACGCCAAUUGCGCUGUCCUUAAAUCCUGGACACGGAAUGCCCGGGUCCACCUCUGCAUGUGUAUUGACCCAAACCGUCCCCGCCUGUAGCUGUCGAGCAAUGCGAUCGGCUUGUGCUAUAUCUCUUGACCACACAGAGGCUCCCAGGCCAAAAUUGGUAUCGUUAGAACGUUGAACAACGUCUGACUCUUCAGUCCACCUCAUUACCGGGAACACCGGGC
Annulohypoxylon truncatum is the source of this 3194-nucleotide messenger RNA. Its product is annotated as glycoside hydrolase family 2 protein. Lineage: Eukaryota; Fungi; Ascomycota; Sordariomycetes; Xylariales; Hypoxylaceae. The transcript is spliced from 4 exons. The record is from RefSeq and is a predicted model, not a curated record. Bases 1 to 2670 code for a protein of 889 amino acids. Gene Ontology annotation, biological process: carbohydrate metabolic process. Gene Ontology annotation, molecular function: hydrolase activity, hydrolyzing O-glycosyl compounds.